Hypanus sabinus (Atlantic stingray) is the source of this 1790-nucleotide messenger RNA. RefSeq names its product NACHT, LRR and PYD domains-containing protein 3-like. The record is from RefSeq and is a predicted model, not a curated record. NCBI's taxonomy places the organism in Eukaryota, Metazoa, Chordata, Chondrichthyes, Myliobatiformes, Dasyatidae. Gene Ontology annotation, cellular component: cytoplasm. The coding region runs from base 1 to 1737 and encodes 578 amino acids. Gene Ontology annotation, molecular function: protein binding. The transcript is spliced from 7 exons.
AUGGUUAUUGCCGUCAGUUUUGCCAUAAUACUGCCAGUCCAGUCAUUGGAGAGUGAAGAUUUGAAGUUCGAGAAACAAAAGCUGAUCUCACCUGUCCUCACAAUGGGUCAAUGCGCGGGCAGGCGAGGACUUCCAGUGCCUUCAACAUCGGGAAAGGACACGGGUUGUGAUCACUCCCAUCGAUCAAACACCGCUCAAGGUUUAAUCAAGGUUCUCAGUGAGCUGAAAGACAAAUGGAGAGAUACAGAACCCAGGCACCAGUGCCCAGAUCCUGAGUGCUGGUGUGAAGUGUCUGACAUUGUGUACAGUUUAAUCCAGGGCAAGCUGCUCCCAGGGUGUUCGGUGCUGGUGACCACACGCCCCACUGCGUUACAGUUAUUGGAAAAGGCAGAUAUCAGGGUCUGGGCAGAAAUCCUGGGAUUUGCUGGUGAGCAAUGGAAGGAAUAUUUCAUGAAGCAUUUUGAUGAUCAGACGGUGGCGGCAGCUGUUUUCAAACACGUGAAGGAGAACGAGAUCCUGUACACCAUGAGCUACAACCCCUCCUACUGCUGGAUCCUCGCACUUGCACUCGGCCCUUUCUUCACACAAAGAGACAGGGACCCACAGCAAAUUCCCAAGACCAUCACCCAACUGUAUUCCUACUAUAUUUACAGCAUCCUGAAAAACCACAGCCGUGAGAUUGAGAACCCCCGUGAUGUGUUACUCAGGGUUGGUCAGAUGGCCUUCAGAGGAGUGUCCGAUAAGAGAACUGUGUUUACAGAUGGAGAUUUCAACAACUACAAUCUGCAGCCUUCCCAGAACCUGUCUGGGUUCCUGAUGGAGCUUUUGGGGAGAGAGGAUUCUGCCCAGUGCGUGGUGUACACAUUCCCACACCUCACCAUCCAAGAGUUUACAGCUGCAGUCGCACAAUUCCUGACUAUACAUCCCGAGGAUAUCCUGAAAUUCCUCACUGAAGCCCAUAAUACGACAGAUGGGCGAUUCGAGGUAUUUCUCCGUUUUGUUGCUGGUCUCUCCUCCCCAUUGACAGCUCGGGGUCUGGAGGAGUUUCUGGGUCCAUUUCCUCAUGAAACAACCUGUCGGGUGAUGGACUGGGUGAAGGAGGAGGUUAAACGCCAGAGUGAAAACACAUCGAGUGAAGCUGGUAAAAGGAGGCUCCUGAACACAUUUCACUACCUGUUUGAGUCUCAGAAUCGUGAACUGACUCAGACCGCACUGGGAUCUGUGGAAGAACUUUCAUUCAGUGAAAUGACACUGAUCCCAGUUGACUGCGCGGUCCUGUCUCAUGUUGUCAGACUCUGUGAUACAAUAAAACGUCUCGACCUGUCGUACUGCCACAUUUUGUGUGAGGGAAUCCAGCAGCUGGGACCCUGGCUGCACAAGUUCCAGGUAUUGAGUCUUGAGCGGAAUGACCUGGGAGAUUCAGGAGUGAAACUGGUGUCUGCGGCUCUUGGGAACCCGGAGUGUAAAAUACAGACACUGAAUCUGAACCAUGUCGAACUUACAGAUUCUGGUGCUGAGGAUCUCGCCUCCGCUCUCAGUACAAACCGAUCACUGAUAGAGCUGGACCUGGGAUGGAACCCGCUCACAGACCAGUCUGUCCCUGCUCUCCGCCGGCUCAUACUGACCCACCCGAGUCUGGAGCAGAUCAUGCUGGCGGUGAAUAAUUUCAGUGGGACUGGGGAGAAUGAACUGGAGUCUCUACAGGAGUCUAGACCCGGACUGAGACUGUACCUGUAAACGUCUGAAUGUGUGAAUAUACCCGUCCACAAGAUGGAGACAAUUUGGCCGAU